This is a messenger RNA of Cyphellophora europaea CBS 101466, 1650 nucleotides long. RefSeq lists its product as uncharacterized. NCBI's taxonomy places the organism in Eukaryota, Fungi, Ascomycota, Eurotiomycetes, Chaetothyriales, Cyphellophoraceae. The transcript is spliced from 2 exons. The coding region runs from base 1 to 1650 and encodes 549 amino acids. Gene Ontology annotation, biological process: amino acid transmembrane transport. Gene Ontology annotation, cellular component: membrane. The record is from RefSeq and is a predicted model, not a curated record. Gene Ontology annotation, molecular function: amino acid transmembrane transporter activity.
AUGUCCACCGAGAAGGGUUUCCACGAGACCACUCUUCCUCCUCAGGAUGAUUUCGAGGUCCGCCAGCAAAAGCUGGCUGGUGAGGUCCAAUAUGCCGACGAGCAUGCCCUCGAGACCGGCGUCCGCCCACUUCAUCAGAAACUCAAGUCCCGACACAUGCAGAUGAUUGCCAUUGGUGGCUCCAUCGGUGCCGGUCUCUUCGUUGGAUCUGGUGGUGCUCUGCACCGCGGUGGUCCUGCUGCGGUCCUUAUCGGUUUCGCCAUCACCGGUGUCAUGUUGCUCAUGACCAUGCAAGCACUGGGUGAAUUGGCCGUCCUCUAUCCCAUCAACGGUGCCUUCUACAGCUACAUUGUCCGCUUCGUGUCGCCUUCCUGGGGUUUCGCCAACGGCUGGGAGUACGCCAUCGGCUGGUUGACUGUCCUGCCUUUCGAACUGAUUGCGGCUUCCAUCACGAUCGAGUUUUGGCGAGAUGACAUUCAUAUGGCUGUCUGGGUCACUAUCUUCCUGGUCUUCCUCAUUGUCGUCAACGUCUUUGGCGUUCGAGGGUACGGCGAGGUCGAAUUUGUCCUCUCCAUCAUCAAAGUCAUCGCCUGUCUUGGUUUCAUCAUCUUCGGUAUCAUUGUGAACUGCGGUGGCGUUCCUACCGAUGACCGCGGCUAUCUUGGCUUCCACUACUGGAGUGACCCUGGUGCGUUCCGCAAUGGCUUCAAGGGCUUUUGCUCUGUCUUUGUCACGGCUGCCUUUGCUUUCGGUGGUACCGAGCUCGUCGGUCUUGCCGCCGCCGAGGCUGAGAACCCCCGCAAGUCGCUGCCCACCGCCACCAAACAGGUUUUCUGGCGGAUUACCUUUUUCUACAUCGUCUCGCUGCUCAUUGUCGGCAUCAUCCUGCCCUCGGACAGCCCAGAUCUUCUCGGUGCCUCUGGUGCGAACACCAAGGCUUCUCCUUUCGUGCUCGCCAUCAAGGAAGCCGGUGUCAAGGGUCUUCCCUCAGUCUUCAACGCUGUCAUUACCAUCUCCGUCAUCAGCGUUGCCAACUCGUGCACAUACGGUUCGUCCCGGACGAUGCAAGCGCUCGCAACUCAGGGUAUGGCACCCAAAUUCCUCGCCUACGUCGACAAGCACGGACGUCCCCUCUGGUGUAUUCUCAUCCAGCUCGCCUUUGGUCUGCUUGCCUACCUUGGUGAGGCAUCCGCAUCCGGCGUCAUCUUCAACUGGCUCCUGGCUCUUUCCGGCUUGAACUUCCUGUUCAUCUGGUUUUCCAUCAACCUUGCGCAUAUCCGCUUCCGCGCUGGCUGGAAAUAUCACGGCUUCACCCCUGAGCAGCUGCCAUACCAGGCCAGCUUUGGCGUCGUUGGCUCUUACAUUGGCUGCUUCCUGACCGCGAUUGCUCUUGUUGCCACCUUCUACGUUUCGGUCUUCCCGCUUGGUGGCUCACCAGAUGUCGAAACAUUCUUCUCCAACUUCCUUUCCGGCCCGCUCAUCCUCGCCCUCUGGAUUGGCUGGAUGAUUUACAGCCGCGACUUCACGCUGUUCAUUAAAGCAAGGGAUAUGGACAUCACCGCCGGCGUGCGCCGUGGCUCGGUGGAGCAUCCGUCAGGGAUGGAGGAGAAGAAGCCGGCGUGGAAGCGCGCCCUCGGUGCUUUCUUCUAG